This is a messenger RNA of Funneliformis geosporum, 130 nucleotides long. NCBI's taxonomy places the organism in Eukaryota, Fungi, Glomeromycota, Glomeromycetes, Glomerales, Glomeraceae. The record is from the annotation of a GenBank genome assembly.
AAAAAGAUGGCUUAAUACCCACUCUCUUGAAGACUUAGCAAGAACAGGUCAUCCACCUACUGUAAAUGAACCAAUACAAAGAAGGAUUGUUAACCUUAUUACUUUUCAGAGGUGUUCAUCUGCUGUUGAA